Mesorhabditis spiculigera is the source of this 543-nucleotide messenger RNA. NCBI's taxonomy places the organism in Eukaryota, Metazoa, Nematoda, Chromadorea, Rhabditida, Rhabditidae. The record is from the annotation of a GenBank genome assembly.
AUGAACUACGCGAUGAGCACCACUGCACACAGUCCCGUCUACACUAAUGUUCAACAAUUCAGCACAACCAAGACUGACGAACUCUCCUCCACUCCCCAAUUUGAACCGUUGACCCCGACAAUGAAUUUCAGCUUUGUUAGCGGAAUUCCUGAUGCUAAAGUGUUUGUAAACGCUGAUGAAGCCGCUACCUACUUUGCAAGCGAGGAAAACCGCUCCAACUCUGCUCUUCUUGACCGUCAAUCCUCUUCCAGUCCUGGCGACUAUUCAACCGACUCGGAACGCGCGGUCAUCGAUGGCGCGAUGCCAGUACGACGCGAAAAGAAAAAGCAGCAGAACCGAGAAGCCGCCACGCGGUAUCGCGAGAAAAAGAGGAAGGAGCGCGUUGAGGCUAAAGUUGCACAAGAUGAGUUGGUGGGCAAGAAUGAGAUACUGAAAACGAAGUUAACCGAACUCCAGCACGAGGUCAACUACCUAAAGCGCUUCAUGCAAGAGCUCGGCAUCCAAGAAGACAGUCUCACCUACAUCAGCCCCACCGUCCCACUC